This is a messenger RNA of Paramecium tetraurelia, 2148 nucleotides long. RefSeq lists its product as uncharacterized. Gene Ontology annotation, cellular component: nucleus. NCBI's taxonomy places the organism in Eukaryota, Ciliophora, Oligohymenophorea, Peniculida, Parameciidae. The transcript is spliced from 10 exons. The record is from RefSeq and is a predicted model, not a curated record. Gene Ontology annotation, biological process: reciprocal meiotic recombination. Gene Ontology annotation, molecular function: double-stranded DNA binding.
AUGUAAAGAAUAAAUUCAUGUAAUUGUUUUUAUGAUUAUUAUUUAGAUUUGAAAGCUUGUGAUAUAUUUGCUCAAUCACCAUCCUUAGGUAUGAAUCAAUAAUCAAUAUAUUAAUCAAUAUUUGGUGGAUUUACAUCAAUAACAACUAUUUUUCUCGUGUUUCUCUUUUUCUCAAGCAAUUUUCUCAACUAUUUAGAAGGAAAAAACAUUAUAACAAAAUAAACUUAAGUCUAUGAUAAUGAUCUUUCCAAUCUCCAACUCGAUGAUCAGGAUUUCAUAAUAGCAUUUGGAAUUGAAUAAUAGAACUUUUUAACCCAGCCUUAUUUUUCAGUCACUCUGCAGCAAAGAGAAUACGAAAGAUUGGAUAACGGAUCAAUUUAAAAAAAUGUCACCUACCUUCCUCUUGAGCCUUGCAAAUUGGAAAGAUUUCAAACUAUUUUUCUGAAAUAUGGUAAGAAUUUUUCAGAAGACUUUACUCAUUUGCAAUUGGAGAACUUGUUAUGUCCAAAAAAUAAUAUCAGGAUGAAUAUUGGUGGUACAUUUGCAUCUAAUUAUUUCAAUUUUCUUAAAAUUGAAGUAUCUGCUUGCAAUCCAUCCUAAAUUUUAGAAAACAGCACCUGUGCUCCUAAUGAUGAACUCUAAAGUUAAUUAGACUUAUCAGGAGCAUUCAAAGUAUAAGUCUAUUUAAUAAACAAAGUAAUUAAUCCAAACAAGAUUGGAUCAGAUUAUAUUUCUAUUUUCUUGGAUGAUUAAAGUUAUUUAUCAUUUGUACCGAAAAAAUUAAAUAAGUAUGCAAAUAUUUAUUUUCGAGAAUAUAAGUUUAGGAAUAACUUAGAUUUUUAUUCAUUGAAUUAUAACGAAAAUUUUAAUUUUAUUUCAAUAGACAACACUGAAACCAAAGAAGUAAUAGAUUUAGGUAGGGAUUAAGAUACUACCUUUGCAUCAUUCUAUUUUAGAAAAAGUCCCAUUACAAUAUCAGUUGAAAGAAACAAUUAAAGUGUGACUGACUUAUUAUCCAAAUUAGGAGGAUUGCUGUAAAUAUCAUUAAUAGUAAUGGGAUUCAUUAUAGCAGCCUAUAACAAAUAAAAAAUGAUGGUGGAAUUGUCAAAUAAAAUAUAUGAAUUUAGUUCGGAUGGGGAUGAAUAAAACAAAUAGCAUCAAUUAAAUCUUGAACUAAUCAAUAAUGUGUAUGAAGAUCGACAAUUUCGACAUGAAUACUAUGUUAACAAAGAAGGAUAAUAAUAAAUUAUUCCAAGUAGUUAAAUCAAGCAUCAGAGUAAGAUUUUCAAACUCUUUGGUAAGGGUCAACCCGAACAACAUAUUGUUUUAACUGAUAGACCUACAACUGAGAAUAAUGAAUGCAACAACUAAUUUUCUUAUGAAAAUGAUGACAAGAGUAACUAAUUUACAUAGUAAGCCAUAAAGGAUCAUGGAGUAUUGGCACAAUAAUUGAAGUGUGUGAGUGGCCUAGAUUACUUUAAAAAAUAGAUCAAUCUAAUUUUAAAUAGAUCGUAACCUUUACGAUUUAAUAUAACAAUAUUUCUCAAUUAAAUUUGCUUUCGAAAAGUCUUCUAAAAUUCAAAAUCAGUUUAAUUCUACAAUUCUGCACUUGACAAAAUUAAUGAGUAGUUAGAUGUAUUCAACAUUAUUACAAGGUUAAAUGAAAUUGACAAAAUGAAAGAAAUAUUACUAUCUAAUUCAUAGUAACUGCUUUUCAAUUUUACUUCAAAACCUAUAAUCUCUUUAGAAGAAGAUAAGGAAAUGCCAUUCAAUAGAACGAUCCUCGAGGAAAGAGUUAGAAAUACAAUGAAUGAGACAAUUUGUGAUGAUAAAAAGAAAUAAAAUCUAGUAAAACGUAAACCAAUUCAUAAAUAAUUUUUUCGUGCUGUAAGCUUGGAUAAAGAUAUGAGAAUUUAUAACAGGAUUUAUAGAGCUUAUGACGCUGUUCUUCAAUAAAGUUCAGAACUAAAUCCAUAGCAUGAUGUCAAUAAAAAGUUAAUCAAGAAAUUAGGAGAUGAAAUAUAGGCGAUCUUCAAAUUAUCGAAAUUGCUUGAUUUUGAUGGGUUAAGAAGACUUCGAGCAAAUUCUAAUAAUGAUAUAUUUUGUAGAAAUACACAAAAUUUACCAGAUGAAAUGUUAAGUAAUUGA